AUGGUUCUGCUUUACCUCCCAAGAACCCACAUAUCCCUCUCCACCCAUUUCUCUCUUUUCCCGAAACCCAAAACCCCGGCCUUGGCCACCGCCACAACUCUCCCCCCAAUCCUCACCUCCGCCCUCUUCUCAGCCCCCAAAUCCACCCUCUCAGCUUCCGAACCCAUUCCCAUUUCCGAAUUGCCGGAACCCCAAAUCGAACCCCCUCAGGAAUUUGAAACCCACAUCGAAAUCCCGCUCGAAAAGCUCUUCGUGCCGCCGGAAACCGAGGUGUCGUACACCGACGCCGGUGCUCUGAGCACCCGAAUCUUGAAAGGGUCCAAUAUUCUGCUCAGUAAAUACGCCAGGAACGCUCAGGUGGACCAGGCCGAGUUCGUGAAGAGCAGUGUGAGGACUGAGGAUUGCCCCUCUGAUGGUCUCCCGGAGUUUGCUCUCGUGGGUCGGUCCAAUGUCGGCAAGUCCUCGCUGCUCAACUCGCUGGUGCGACGGAAGCGCCUCGCUUUGACUUCCAAGAAACCUGGGAAAACACAAUGUAUCAAUCAUUUUCGGAUCAAUGAUAGCUGGUACCUGGUGGAUUUGCCAGGCUACGGGUAUGCAGCUGCACCACAGGAACUUAGAACUGACUGGGUUAAGUUUACUAAAGACUACUUCCUGAAUAGGUCGACAUUAGUUUCGGUUUUCCUUCUCAUCGAUGCCAGCAUUCCUGCCAAAAAAAUUGAUCUGGAGUAUGCUAGUUGGCUGGGUCAGAAUCAGAUUCCUAUGACUUUGAUAUUCACCAAAUGUGACAAGCGGAAAAAGAAGAGGCACGGAGGGAAGAAAGCAGAAGAAAAUGUGCAGGAUUUCCAGGAGUUAAUAAGCGGCUUCUUCGAGACCGUGCCUCCGUGGAUUAUGACCAGCAGCCUGACCAGUCAGGGUCGUGAUGAGAUGUUAUUACAUAUGGCUCAGCUGCGAAACUACUGGCUGAAGCACUAGGAAAACCGAAAACUUGAAUCUUGCCAUCACAAUCUCGAGUAGGUCCGCUGUCUAAAUUGUUCAGAUAAAUCCAAGUACAAGAACCUGUGAUAAAAUCCCAACGUUACACAAAGUAGUUUAUCCACGAAGACUUUGUAAGUUGUUUGUUGCAUCUGAAAAUGGUGUUUAAAUUGGCAGCCAUACAUUGAGUAAAAGGAGAGAACGUGAUUAAUUUGGCAAAAGCUAAUAGUUGCUCGAUUUUGUUGUUGAAAUGGAAAUUUUUUCCUUCAACUUUAUGCUCCUUUAAUCUUGUGUAAACCUAUUGAAAUCUUUAUUUAAAGUUCAGGAACCAUAAUCUUUGCA
This is a messenger RNA of Pyrus x bretschneideri (Chinese white pear), 1314 nucleotides long. Its product is annotated as GTP-binding protein At2g22870-like. Lineage: Eukaryota; Viridiplantae; Streptophyta; Magnoliopsida; Rosales; Rosaceae. Bases 1 to 972 code for a protein of 323 amino acids. Gene Ontology annotation, molecular function: GTP binding. The transcript has 4 exons. The record is from RefSeq and is a predicted model, not a curated record.